UACACUUGUAUACAAUCAAAGUUGAAUAAAAGUAGAGGAAAAAAUGAAGCAUUUUAGAAGCAUGACAAUGCUAGUUUUGGUACUCAUAUUGGUGGCGAGAGUGAGAAGUUUGGAGGAGCAACAAAUGCCAAUCCCAACUUGUGCAAGCACUUUCUUCUCAGCACUCAUUCAGCUAAUACCAUGCAGGGCUGCAGUUGCUCCUUUCAGCCCUAUCCCACCAAGUGAAGCCUGCUGCAACUCCCUUAAGGCUCUAGGACAGCCGUGCUUGUGUGUCCUAGUCAACGGUCCCCCGAUCUCUGGGGUUGAUCGGAACAUGGCCUUGCAGCUCCCUGAAAAGUGCACUGCCAACUUUGAACCAUGUGACACCAUGAACUAG
Humulus lupulus (European hop) is the source of this 376-nucleotide messenger RNA. RefSeq names its product protein M7. Gene Ontology annotation, biological process: systemic acquired resistance. The record is from RefSeq and is a predicted model, not a curated record. The transcript has 2 exons. Gene Ontology annotation, molecular function: fatty acid binding. NCBI's taxonomy places the organism in Eukaryota, Viridiplantae, Streptophyta, Magnoliopsida, Rosales, Cannabaceae. The coding region runs from base 44 to 376 and encodes 110 amino acids.